This is a messenger RNA of Gadus morhua (Atlantic cod), 1088 nucleotides long. RefSeq lists its product as uncharacterized. Lineage: Eukaryota; Metazoa; Chordata; Actinopteri; Gadiformes; Gadidae. The transcript has 2 exons. The record is from RefSeq and is a predicted model, not a curated record. Bases 161 to 805 code for a protein of 214 amino acids.
CUCCAGUGAAACACAGCCUGCAGGUCUAGAGACAUCCAUCCUUCCAGCUCCCUCCAGUGAAACACAGCCUGCUGAAGAAACUACACCACUAAGGUCCACUGAUGGUCCUGAACCAACCAGGGACCAACAAGAAUGUACCAUAACUAUCCCUGAUAGAACUAUGGAUGAUCAUCAUGGUGACCAGAGUCCGGGUCCAGCCCGACCCUCAAGCCCCACACAUAAUGGAUCUGUGUCGGUCUCAGUCCAUCAGAAGGACCAUCAGCCUGUCCUCAUCAAGAGAGACAGUGGAGCCUCCCAGUCCAGCCUCCACAGUCUGGGUCUCCCCUCCACCUCCCGGUCCACCCCCCUCAGUCUGCGUCCCCCCUCCCCCUCCUGGUCCACCCUCCUCAGUCUGGGUCCCUCCUCCCCCUCCAGCCUCCUCAGUCUGGGUCUCCCCUCCACCUCCCAGUCAGCCAGAAGGUUUCGUUUUCGCUCCAAGUCAGAAUCAAGCUGCCUUGAAAAUCCCAAGUUGUCCACCGACCGUGUUUUACUAUUGAUGGAUAAUGACAUUGCAGAUGAAGAAGUAACGCCAGUUCGCGAAUAUCACGAUCAACCCGAAAGUGAAUCUGAUGACUCAAACUCACUAAAACCAGUCCCCAUCAGGAGAGACCAUGGAGUCUCCCAGGUCACCCCCCUUAUUCCGUCAGCCAUAAGGUGUCGUGUUCGCUCCAAGUCGGAAUCAAGUCACUUUAAUAUCCCAAGACCCAGGCGCCGUGCUUCACUACUGAAGGGGAAUGACAUUGCAGAAGAAGAAGGCCAGUUCUAGAAAAUCUGGAUUAACCUGAAAGUGAAUCUGAUGAAUCAAACUCAAAAACGGAGGAGGAAAUACACCAGUCUGAAACAUCUUCUUUUUUUUUAGCGAAUUUCUUGAUGAUACUUUUGAUGUUUUUGCACUAUUUUUUAAACUAACGAUGACGCGUACAUUUUUAACUCAUGAUUCAUUUUGUAGCGAAUGAAGUUGUGGUUCCGUGCUAAACGUUAGGUGCUAUCAUAGUAUUGAAGGUGCAAUAAUUCAGGUGCUGAUCAGUGUUUCUCGGCUCCACUUUAAG